UGUUAAACAUGUUAAUAGUGUUAUUGUUGGCAUGUUGCGAUAGAAGAAGUAAAAAUCUGUUUCAGGUAGUACUGAACACAAAAGUAUUUUUUACAGCUUUGAAAGCAAAUACAUGUAAUGUACACCUGCAGUCAAAACUCUAAUGCAACCUGUAUUAGAUGGAAAUAAAUUAUAAAGUCAACACAGAUUAGCUGUUAUCAUGUGGGAGGGAUCAAAUCAUGUGUCCUCUCACAAGAUUUGUGGACUUUAACCGUGGAGCCUACUUUCCUUGGUGGUUAGCCGACUCUUUGACUCAAACAACAGAAUGAUUGACCCGAAGAACGGACGAUCCUUUGAUCCUCUGCUAAGUGACCGCAGGGCUUUGGUUUUGCGUCACACUGUUGUCUUGAUUCUCCUAACACACUGUUGUGGUGGUCAGACUCAGAUGAUUGCCCAACCUCAGACAUUGGUAGCAAUGGCUGGUGAUGACAUCAUUUUGCCAUGUCAACUGGAACCUGCCGUGGAUGCUGUUUCUAUGACUACAGAGUGGGCACGAACUGAUCUGAAGCCCAGAUUUGUCCAUUUGAGACGAGGCGGUGUAGAAUUCCUGAUUGACCAGAAUCCGUCAUAUGUGGGGAGAACGUCAGUGUCCAUCAACAAACUGAAGUGUGGAGACCUUUCACUGAAACUCUCCAAAGUGAAACUGUCUGAUGAGGGAACCUACAAAUGUAUCAUUCCUCCUCAGGAAACAAAAUCUGUGGUUGAGCUUUAUGUAGGUUCUGUCUCCUCACCUGUUAUGAGGAUUUCCAGAAUCAGCACUGGAUUAUUGUUCAUCUGUGAGUCUAAAGGCUGGUAUCCAGAGCCUGAGGUGGUCUGGCUGGACGGUGAGGGAAACCUCCUCUCUGCUGGACCUACAGAGACAGUCAGAGGUCCUGAUGACCUCUAUACUGUCAGCAGCAGAGUGACUGUGGAGAAGAGACACAGCAACAUCUUCACCUGUAGAGUCCAACAGAAGAAGACCAACCAGACCAGACAAGUGGAGAUUAUUGUUCCAGAUGAUUUUUUCAUUGUCCCAUCGAGUUCUGCUGUUCGCAUCGGCAUCAACCUUGCUGUUUGCUUUUUGUGUGUUCUCGUUCUCGUUCUGGUCUUUGCUUUUUGGAAACAAAAACUUGACAAAAUUGAAAAUAAAAAUCAUCGUGAGGAUGAAGCUGAACCGGGAGAAAAGAAGAUCACAUGUAACAACGAUGCUGAACUCCAGUCCCUGAUGGAAGGGGAAAGAGACGGAGAGCAGCAUAUGACAGAAGAGAAGAAAAAUGAGUGUUUAGAAAAGAAGAAGAAGAAACUUAGUGAAGCAUUACAAAGGAAUGAAGAAGAAUGUAAGGAUGUAGUACAGGCAGUUGAUUCACUGACAGAAUAUAAGGAGGCACUGGACAAACACAAAUCUGAACUUAACCUACUCUCUGGUUGUAUGAAUAAACAGCUUGUUUUAGUUAAGAGAUUGUUGAAGGAGGCAUAUACUGAAGAGAAAAAAACGAAUUAUAUGAAUAUGAUAGAAGAACUGGGGAAGAGAAUAGAAGCAACUAAAAAUCUGUUAAAGGUCACAGAAAAACUGCUCCAGAAAACAGAGAAGGUGAUUGGUCAAAAAACAGAAAGGAAACAUGAACUAGAGCUCUUAAAGGAGCAGAUUAAUAAAUACCUGCAGGAGAAUCAGAGGGCUGAGAUUCAGGAGGAACCUCAGACAGAGCAACCAGAGAGAGAAGAAGGAUAAACAGCCGUUUAUUUACACUGUAUUUAAAUGUUUAUUUCUAAUCUGCACAUAAUGUUCACAGAAUGGGUUAUCUUAAUGAACAUUUGAAUUGUGCUCAUUAUGCUCAUUUGAAUAAGACCAGACCAGAGACAACAGCAGAAGAAACACAGCUUUUUCUGGCAAACAAAAGUAAUUCAACAAGGCAAUACAUUUAAGAAAAUGUCCCUGGUAGUUUACUUUAUUUCUACUGUUUACCUCUCAAUCAUUGUAAGACGCAAUAAUUACCGGGGUUAUAUCCCCAUAAACUGUCAACUGUGCGGUGCCUCUAUGGCUUAGACCAGAACUGAGGUUCAACUCUGUCUUUCUCGUUUCCUGUCAUCUCUCCACUUUCACUAUCCAAUACAAGGACAAAAUGAUAAUCAUUUUAAAAAGAAGACUACUGUGUUAAAGUCAGAUUCAUUUUAUUAUAGUUGCAAACAACAUAUUCUUCUUCACAUUCUCUGCAGUAAAUCUAUCAAUAGAGGUCCACCCCAAUAUUUCCAAAAGGUACAUUUAUAUAUAUUUUUAUAAUUAAAAAAUCUUUCAAUAAUAGCUCAUUUCAGAGGAAUCCAUCAAAUUGAGGGCUGAUGGAGUACUUGGAAAUGUAUGUUCUGUUCAUGUUACCCUUUCUGUCCCAUUUUACUGCAGUUUACAAAAAUAUUUCAAUUCUGUCUAUUUAUAUUUUUCUACAUCUCUUGUACAACCUUUUUUUAAGUUUCAAAAGGCGUCUGAUUAUAUGUCACAUUGUGACAAACUUCAUCUUGUGAGUAUUAACAUCGUCUUGUGCUUUUGACCUUGUUUUUCUAAAUGAUGCAAUGUAAUUUUAGUGUGUACAUAAACUGACUUGAAAGUGACACAGCAUACAUAAAUUUUAUCAUUGUAAAUACUGUAUAUUUACACUGAGUUAAUGAUGAGUUUAAUAAGUACCAGUGUCUCUGUGGGAAUAAAUUAACCUCAUUUUACUGUAAAUACCAUAAAACUUGAAUUGAAACCAGGGUCCCAGUUAGAAGCGAGGCUCUAAUAAAUGCAGGUUUCAAUUAGAGGCCUGGUCUCAGUUUUAUAGAAAUUCUUUGGAUGUAUGAAACCUCUUAAAGAUGAAGUAUCUCUGUCAGAGAUAACACCUUGUGUUUCAAAAUGGUUUCAGUGAAUUUAUUGUGAAUGAACAAAUGAUUUAAUGAUGGAAUAAAACAUGUCUUUUUUUUAAAUAAAAAUCUAUAUCUGAA
Messenger RNA from Dicentrarchus labrax (European seabass), 2988 nucleotides. Its product is annotated as butyrophilin subfamily 3 member A2-like. Bases 305 to 1747 code for a protein of 480 amino acids. Lineage: Eukaryota; Metazoa; Chordata; Actinopteri; Moronidae. The record is from RefSeq and is a predicted model, not a curated record. The transcript is spliced from 6 exons.